Molecule: messenger RNA, 339 nt
Organism: Cynara cardunculus var. scolymus (artichoke)
Lineage: Eukaryota; Viridiplantae; Streptophyta; Magnoliopsida; Asterales; Asteraceae
Exons: 2
Coding region: 1-339 (112 amino acids)
Source: RefSeq, a predicted model, not a curated record
AUGUCUCCGUACCAACUUGUUUUUGGAAAAUCUUGUCACCUUCCGUUAGAGUUGGAAUAUAAAGCAUUUUGGGCUAUUAAGGAACUUAAUAUAGAUGCAACUCUAGCGGGAGAGAAAAGAAAGUUCCAACUCAAUGAGUUGGAAGAGUGGAGGUUGAGGCUUUUCCCCGGAAAGCUCAAAUCUAGAUGGUCGGGACCUUUUACUAUUGUCGAAGUGGGAAAAUUUGGAACUAUCGAUCUUUUGAACCCACAAGACAAUACGGUUUUUAAAGUGAAUGGGCAUCGGGUUAAGCAUUUCUUCCCCGAAGAAAUGCAAGAUCCACGCCAAAAAUCUCUUUGA